AACCCCCCCGAGGCCUUGAGACCAGCUGUUGUCGCUGUAACGGGAGAAUUUCAUGGAGUGCUUCUCACUGUUUGUGGUUUGUUGUUUUGUUUUUGCUAGGAAAAAAUUGAAAAGCACGUCGAAAUAUAUUUAUCAGACGCUGUUUUUGAAUGGGGAGAACAGUGACAUCAAAAUUUGUGCUCUGGGAGAGGAGUGGAACUUGCACAAGAUUUAUUUGUGUCAGUCAGGCUACUUUUCCAGUAUGUUCAGUGGCUCUUGGAAAGAAUCCAGCAUGAAUGUCAUAGAGCUGGAGAUUCCUGAUCAAAAUAUUGAUGUAGAAGCCCUGCAGGUGGCUUUUGGCUCGCUCUACAGAGAUGAUGUGCUGAUCAACCCCAGCCGCGUGGUCGCCCUGCUGGCAGCAGCCUGCAUGCUGCAGCUUGAUGGCUUAAUCCAGCAAUGUGGUGAAACAAUGAAGGAAACCAUCACUGCCCAAACUGUGUGUGGUUAUUACAAUUCUGCAGGGACGUAUGGGCUGGACUCCGUGAAGAAAAAGUGCCUUGAGUGGCUCUUGAACAAUCUGAUGACUCACCAGAGUGUUGGACUCUUCAAGGAACUCAGCAUAAACCUCAUGAUGCAGCUGAUCAGCUCCUCCAACCUAUUUGUGCUGCAGGUGGAAAUGGAUGUGUACACUGCUCUCAAAAAGUGGAUGUUCCUUCAGCUCGUGCCUUCUUGGAAUGGGUCUUUCAAGCAGGUGUUAACUGAAGCUGAUGCCUGGUUUGCUGAGCGCAGGAGAGAGUUUGGGGGUGACAUUGCCUUCCUGGAGUCGGCCCAGGGGAGCGCCUUCCUGCCUGUGUUUGCACACCUGAGGCUGCAGUACAUCAUCAGUGACCUGGCCUCAGCCAGAAUCGUGGAGAGAGAUGCCCUGCUGCCCUCAGAAUGGCUGUCCUCUGUUUACAAACAGCAGUGGUUUGCCAUGCUCAGAGCAGAACAAGACAAUGAUAUUGGGCCUCAAGAAAUCAAUAAAGAGGAACUGGAAGGAAACAGCAUGAGGUGUGGUCGCAAACUGGCCAAGGAUGGUGAUGUUACGCCUAGCCUCGUUCGAUUGCAGUGGGAAGAUGAUUUGCAGCAGGACAACGGGCUAUCAGAUCCUGACCCUGGAGAAGGACCAGGAGCAGAUUGUGAUGAAUUUGGACAGCAGACUCCUGACGUUCCCCCUGUACAUCUGCUGCAACUUCCUGUACACAUCACCAGAGAAGAGGGCAGACAGCGAGGCCCAGCUGGAUCAUUUGGAAGCCUGAGACCUCCCUGGGGCCUGUGGCAGCUCCUCUGCCGCCCUGGCUGCUGCUCCAAAGCUUGGACAGGCAGGCCUUACCCUGUAGCACCGCCCCUAGCCCUGGCCUUAGUCGUCUCCUAUGCAGCUCUGAAAAGAUCAGACCUUAGGUAGGCCAAAAUCAGUUAGGCCUUUUUAAUUUUUUUUAUUUUAUUUCUGUUCUGCACCGUCGGGCAGUAGCCAUUCCGUGUUUGAGAAGUGUUACACUUGGGCUUUUCUGGGUGAAAACUGAGCCAAGCUGGAAAUAGGGCAUUCGUGUGGAUCACAACUUAGGAAUUACCUGUUGGACUCUGAGCACACAUUGUAGGUUGUGUGGGCUUUGUUAGUGUAGGUUUUGGUUGUAUUAUUUGUUGGGUUUUUAAAUAACUGAUCUGUAAAUACCAGAUCCAUAUUUUGCUUUUUUUCCUGGUCCUUUUCCAUUAGGGCCAAGUAAUCUCUGUAAAUGUGGCCUCUCAACUUCAGUUAUUUAACUGCACAGUCUUUUCCAUCUGCUGGGUUUAAGCCUUUUUUGCAGCUCACACAUACACAUUUCAUUCUUGGGCUUGUUCUAACACUGCAGACAAUGAUUCUCUGUCUUUUAGCAAGUUAAUUUACUAAUAAGGAUGUUCAUAAAUGGAUUAUUUUUCCAUGUACAGCAAAUACUCCAAUGUCCUCAACAUCGCUUGAGUUGUGUCAGCAGCAGCUCUCAGCUGGAGUUCUGCUGAGUGCUGGCUCUACUCACACAAACCAAAUACCAGUUUUUAAACAUUUUCUGUGGCUUGUUUUAGCUGUUACCUUGGGAAUACAUCCCAUGUUAGCUCAGGAACUUGUGACUUUUGAGUGCCUUUCAAGUUGUAUAUGUAACACCAACUUCACAUCAGUUCAGCAAGGUCACAGGAUCCAAAGGCAGAGCUGGGAACAAGAGAUUCCUCUCCACUUGGUUUGAUGGAUGAGUCGUGUCAUGGUACACUCUGUUCAGUCUUUGUUGGGUUUUAUGUUUGUCUCCUACAAUUUUGAAUUCUUAACAGCAGGAUUUUUUGAUUCAAACUGGGAAUUUUGCCUCGUCAGCCUAUUUUUUUAAUGUCAGAAAAAUAUAAAAACAUUUGUACUUUAUAACAAGGAUAAAAAUGUGUUGGGCAAUGUGUCAAUAAAUGAUUUCAAGUGGAA
Molecule: messenger RNA, 2455 nt
Organism: Ficedula albicollis (Collared flycatcher)
Lineage: Eukaryota; Metazoa; Chordata; Aves; Passeriformes; Muscicapidae
Gene: GMCL1
Product: germ cell-less, spermatogenesis associated 1
Exons: 12
Coding region: 53-1423 (456 amino acids)
Biological process (GO): germ cell development
Molecular function (GO): protein binding
Source: RefSeq, a predicted model, not a curated record